UAUUAAUGGUAGAAAAAUAGUAUGUUUUAACACUUAAAAAAAAUGUUACACGCGCGCGUUUUAGCACUACAUAGUUUAAACAGUUGUAAUUAAUUGUAUUACAACAAUGGCCGCAACCUUGAAGGAGAAAAAUGUCCGGAAACCAAAUUUUUCCGAGAAGGAGAAGUUGCUCCUUCUUAGUGAGUGGGAGAAGCGGGCCGAUGUGCUCCGACCGAAAUUUUCGUCAAAGGUCACGUCCCAAAUUAAGCACGAAGCAUGGCGACAAAUUGCAGAGGCCCUUAACUCAAGCUUCCCGUCAGUCCGUCGAGAUGUGCCGGAACUUCAGAAGAAAUGGCAGAACAUGAACAGUAAGAUGAAGGAGGAAGCCUCCAAAUACCGAAAGGAAUCAGUCAAAACCGGAGGAGGACCUGCCCCACCUGAUCUGAGCCCAAUGGACCAAAGAUUGAUGACCCUGAUAGGAGAGAACUCUCCAACUAUCGUAGGGAUCGUUGGUGGCAUUGACAGCCUCCCUCCUGAUGAUAACUUUGAGCCCGCAGUCGCCACAUCAGCUGCUCAUGGUUCCAUUGCUGAUACACCGGAUGACAGCACUUAUACUGAGUUGCCAGUCACAUUUGGACCAUCAUCGUCAGCGUGUAGAUUAUCGAUGGUGCCUACAAAAAGAACAAGAUCAGAAGAAAAUGAGGAGGAGUACGGAAAGCUGCUCAAGCUGGAACAGCGGAAAUGCGAAGUGGAGACAAGAAGAGCAGAGAUAGAAAUUGAGAAACUUCUCAUAGAGAAAGAGAUGAUUAUCCUCAACAUGGCAGUAUUGCAACAGGGGUUAUUAAACCAAUAA
Molecule: messenger RNA, 832 nt
Organism: Asterias rubens (European starfish)
Lineage: Eukaryota; Metazoa; Echinodermata; Asteroidea; Forcipulatida; Asteriidae
Product: nuclear apoptosis-inducing factor 1-like
Exons: 3
Coding region: 107-832 (241 amino acids)
Cellular component (GO): nucleus
Source: RefSeq, a predicted model, not a curated record